UGCUGCUGCAGCCUGCAGGUACUGGGAAUGUUUCUGUGAUAGAGGGCAUCAUGAAUUCUGAAGGAUAUCAACACAUUUUAACUGAUAAUGUUAAGUAAUUGGCAAGAAAACUGCAUCUUGGACAGGCAUUUGUGUCUUUCAACAGGAUAACAACCCUAAGCGCACAAGCAAAUCAAUACAGAAAUAUUUUGCUACCCAGAAAUUGAGAGUGGUGGAAAUGCCUCCCCAAAGCCCAGAUUUAAAUCCAAUUGAACAUUUAUAGAGGGAACUCAAGAGGCGUGUUCAUAAAAGAAGACCCAGCAACAUCAAAGAAUUGAAGACUUUUGCCAUGGAAGAGUGGCGCAAGAUUCCUACUAAAACAUGCCAACACUUCGUAGAAACAUACAAGAAGCGUCUGUCUGCUAUCAUUGCUGCCAAGGGAGGUCACACAAAUGAUCAUUGUGCCGAGCUAAACAAUGCUGUGCCCACAACACCCAUGCUGUUCAUGAAACCCUCCAGUGCUUACCUCACUGAAAGCUCUGGACCAAUUCUGAUACCAAGAGGCUGCACAGACUUGCAUCACGAGGUUGAACUUGGUGUUGUGAUUGCCUCGGAGUGCCGUGACGUGUCAGUGGACACAGCAAUGUCCCACGUGGGUGGUUAUGCACUCGCACUAGACAUGACUGCCAGGGACUUUCAGGAGAAGUGCAAAAGCAAAGGACAGCCCUGGGAAAUAGCAAAAGGUUUUGAUACUUCACUGCCAGUGUCACGGUUUAUAACUAAAGAAGAACUUCCUGAGCCUCAUAACGUUGUGCUCUGGUGUAAGGUCAAUGGUGAAGACAGGCAGAGAGGGAACACCCGCGAGAUGGUGUUCAACAUACCGACGCUGCUGUCGUACAUCUCUGGCAUCUUCACGUUGCAGCCUGGAGACCUUGUGCUCACCGGCACCCCAGCGGGCGUGGGACCUGUCAAGGCUGGAGACCUGAUCUCCUGUGGCAUUGCAGACUUGCUGCAGUGUCAGUUCGCCGUCGCCCAGCGAUGAUCCUGCUGCCUGUAGUAUGGUCGUCAGAGAGUUCAGCUCACAUCUUGAGAUGAAAAAUUCGGUCAUGGACUUGCUCAAUAUAACUACUACGGUAUACCUUAGGAUUUUCUGGAUACUGCUUCGGAGGUUCUAUCAUUCAUAGUCAUAGUAAUGACUUGGUUAUUCAUAUAUCAAAGAUCUCUCAAUACCUGUGAAAUUUCUGUGCUUGGUUGCGCUCCUGAUGAUGUGUAAAAAAAGAGCCCUAAUUCCCUGGAAACUUCACUAUAGUUAACACUUGAGUGAAGAUAAUUUCUGUAUAAGGAGUUGUUCUGUUUGUAUAGCUGUUACUAGAGAUUGUUCUUAAUUGCAUUGCUUUGGAUAGAUAAGGUGGAUAAAAUAUUAUUUAGAUACUAAAGCAAUCAAGUCUUCCAAUGAUUGUCACUAUGAAAUUUUAUGCAAUUAUUUUUGUAGCAGUCUAUUUUCUAAGCAUUUUACAUAUAUGUAUAGAUUUAUAAUGCGAUGAAAAUUUUAAGUGUAUAUUAUACGUAUAUACAUAUAGAUAGAUAUUGUUCAGUUUAUUCAAUAUUUAAAGACAACAACUAAACGGUAAAAUGAC
This is a messenger RNA of Hyalella azteca, 1616 nucleotides long. RefSeq names its product acylpyruvase FAHD1, mitochondrial-like. NCBI's taxonomy places the organism in Eukaryota, Metazoa, Arthropoda, Malacostraca, Amphipoda, Hyalellidae. Bases 329 to 1021 code for a protein of 230 amino acids. Gene Ontology annotation, molecular function: acetylpyruvate hydrolase activity. Gene Ontology annotation, cellular component: mitochondrion. The transcript has 5 exons. The record is from RefSeq and is a predicted model, not a curated record.